Alosa alosa (allis shad) is the source of this 2452-nucleotide messenger RNA. RefSeq names its product mitochondrial antiviral-signaling protein-like. The coding region runs from base 95 to 802 and encodes 235 amino acids. The record is from RefSeq and is a predicted model, not a curated record. NCBI's taxonomy places the organism in Eukaryota, Metazoa, Chordata, Actinopteri, Clupeiformes, Clupeidae. The transcript is spliced from 5 exons.
GUUGCGUAUCCUGCGCAGGCUAAAUGAGAAAGUGAAAUCGCGAAAAGGUUGAGAGCACAUACACCCUGGCAUUGAUACCCUCAACAGUUGAACAAUGACUUACGCCAGUGAUAAACUUAAGAAUGGCUUCAUCCGUCGGAAUAGGUCCCGUAUUGCCAAUGAGGUGAAAGCACUGGAAAUACUGCUGCACUUACCCUGUCUGACCACAACGGACAUGGAAGAAGUGGAAGCAGCAUUUAGAAGAAUGGGGAACACGUACGCCAUGUCACAGCUGCUGGAUAACCUGACACGGAGGGAGAACUGGCCUGAGGAGUUCAUCAGGGCUCUGGAGGAGUGUGAGCACCCUACACUCGCCCAGGAGAUGAGCGACGCUUACGAGGCCCUGAAACAACCCAAACAGAGGCAGAAACCUGUGGCACCAUCUGCCGGACCAGCUGUUGUAACAUCUGCACACGUCCUUACUCCCUCAAGUAUUGCUGCCCAUCCACCAGUCCAUCCAUCAGCCCCCUCAAUCCCAUCCCAGCAGAUUGCCCAAUCUGCCCCUUCCCCACAGUAUCUCCUCAAUCUGCCCCCCUCCCCACAGUAUCUCCUCAAUCUGCCCCCCUCCCCACAGUAUCUCCUCAAUCUGCCCCCCUCCCCACACUAUCUGAAAGGUCUGCAUUCCCUCCCAGUAGGACCCCAGAGCGUCCAUACCCUCCUAAUGUGCCUACUGAGUCUCUCAUCUACCCGAACACCAGUAACCAGCCAGCUUUCCAUCCCAAUGUGGCUGCCAGUACUGCAUCCGCCCCUAGUUUGGUACUAGUGCCACCUGUAAACAGGCCAUCAGCUGCAGCUGUGGCACAGGUCCUCCAGCCAGAAGUAGCCCAGGCUCAACGCCUUGUUGUUACUCCUGAGCCUGACAUCACAAAUGCCCCCAAGAGUGGUGUCACUCCCGCAGAUAUCUCCGAGCCCCCCAGCCUGUCACCAGAUCCACAGGCCCCCCUUUACACGUACAGCCCAGGGCGCCCCCAGCCAACCAAACUCGCCAUCCAGGAAACAUGCUCCCCCAGCUGCAAAGGGAACCCACUCCAGCAAAAAUCAGAAGACACUUCAAAUCCAACAUUGCACCAGGUCAGCAGCACACACCGGCAUCCCACAGCAUCAUAUGAAGACCGCGAGGUCCAUCGUCCACCGCAUGGCACAAAGAACAUCGCCCCUCCUGCUCCUGUUCCGGUCUCUGCCCCUGUGGUUGCCAUGACACACCGGACGCUUCCCAGACCGAUUGACAGUGAUCCGGAGGACGAGUUCUUCAGCAAGCCUGGAGUUCUACAAAGUUUUGCUGCCGAACCUUGUUCUCUGACCUCCGAUGACCUUGAAUUGAGUGUAGCUCAAGAGCCUGAGGUUUGCCCUGCACCUGUCUUACAGUCAGAUCAAGUAUCUAAUUUUACUGAAGCUAACCACAGCCGAGGAUCAGUUAAUAUCCAUAACAGUGGGAGUCCCAGCUGCCAGUCAGAUGGUCUUGUAGAUGACCCUGCCCUCUCUCCAAAUCACGUCUCAAUAGAGGAUCACUUUGAAUCAGUGCGCCGUAACUCGGCGGACCAAGGAACAGAGGCAUAUGUAAUCCAUUUUUCUCAGGAGCCAUCAAUCCAGAAUUAUGAUGGCCAGAUUCCAAGCCGUUUGGAAAACAAAGUCUCCAGCCAAGAGAUGUCUGUGAUGAACCACAGUGAAACACAACAGCAGCUUAACACAAACCAACACAGCCUCACACAGAGCAUUCUGGGAAAUGGAGUUCAUUUGAGAUGUGGCACAAAGACUGAAGUCAUUACUGAGAAGAUGGGGAACGAUUUACAAGGAGAAGAGAGCAGACAUCAGGAGAAAGGGGCGCUGAGAGAGAUGUCCAUGGCAAGUCUCGUACCAGUCCUUCAGAAUGUUCCUCUCAUUCCAGCAGCAGCUGCAGCUGUUGGGAUCUCUGCAUUAUUCAUUGUUUGGAAACUCAGCAAAUGAGCACCUGUAAUGCAGCGGAAACCCCAUCCAAUCCUUGUGACAAUUGUAUUUAAUCACUUUGAUUAAGAGAGUAUCUCUUCAGCAAAUCCACACCACCUUGAUGGCCUUUUACUGGAUGUUGCUCAUCCAUGUCCUUCUGAGAGCCCCUGUGAUUUGUCAACAAGCUUUCAUAUUCCAAUUCCAAAAACAUCUCAAGUCAAACGAAUUGGGAAGCACAAAAAAAAAAUCAAAAUUGUAUUAGCAGCAUCAGCAAAUAGGACAAUUCUGGCAGAUAAAACAAGACUAUAAUCUGCCCCACCUAUUGGGAUUGCAUCAUACAAAUCAUUUUUGAUGAGACCUACACUUUAAUUUGAGAAUGUCAUAUGUCAGAUUGUAUAUUUUACAUCUACACCAUCUUUCAAUUAUUUUCUUAUUUUUCUUGUUUGAAUAUCUAUUAUUUCUUAAAGGUGCCAUGUGUAAUGUCCGCCAA